This is a messenger RNA of Varanus komodoensis (Komodo dragon), 4142 nucleotides long. Its product is annotated as cadherin-23-like. Gene Ontology annotation, molecular function: calcium ion binding. The record is from RefSeq and is a predicted model, not a curated record. Gene Ontology annotation, cellular component: plasma membrane. Gene Ontology annotation, biological process: homophilic cell-cell adhesion. Lineage: Eukaryota; Metazoa; Chordata; Lepidosauria; Squamata; Varanidae. Bases 210 to 4142 code for a protein of 1310 amino acids. The transcript is spliced from 6 exons.
AGUUUGGGGCUGAGCCUCUGGGUGUCACUGUUCACCAAUAAGGAACAGAACGGAAAUCUCCAGCCCAUCUCCUCCUGCUGUUCUGCCAUACACAAGCCCCAAAGAACUGAAGAAGAAGCUGACGGAUGGAUGCAGCUGUGCUCAGAAAAACAGUUGGCCACACUCUCUUUUAGGGCAGGGAAAAUCAUCCUUUAUCCUCCUGCGGGAACAUGGAAGAAAUGCAGAGGCAAAGGAGAUACAAGCAGGGAAUCCUGCAGUGCCUGCUCCUAGUGCUGACCUGGAGGAGAGUUUCUGGACAGAUCCACUAUUCCAUCCCUGAGGAGGUGCAGAAGGGCUCCUUUGUGGGCAAUCUUGUGAAGGACCUGGGCAUGGAUGGGAAGCCCCCUUUGGGCCAUGGACUGCGCAUUGUUUCCAAUGUAGGUAUGAUUCAGUAUUUUUCUUUGAAUGCCCACAGGGGGCAUUUGCUAACUGCUGAGAGAAUUGACAGAGAAGAAAUCUGUGGGAAGGCAGAGAAAUGCACUGUAAAGCUCCAGGUCCUGCUUGAAAGCAAAUUAAAACUAUAUGAAGUUGAGGUGGAAAUCACCGACGUCAACGAUAAUGCUCCUCAAUUUUCUCUGGGGGAGCAGGAGCUGGAGAUAAGCGAGGGGUCUUUCCCAGGAUUUCAGGUCCCUCUCCCUGAAGCUCAGGAUGCAGAUUUGGGGAUCAAUUCUGUUCAGAGCUACCAACUCACAGGCAGUGGUCAUUUUUCCCUGGACAUGAAGAUAGGACAAAAUGGUAUCAGAAAUCCUGAGCUGGUGUUGGAGAAGUCUCUGGACAGAGAGGAACAGUCAGUUUAUGAGCUCAUCCUCACAGCUACUGAUGGAGGUGAUCCUGUUCGAUCCGGCACCAUACAAAUCAAAGUCAAAGUUUUGGAUGCAAAUGACAAUGCACCGAUUUUUACUCAGUCUUCCUACGAAGUGAACAUCUGGGAGAAUAUGCCAAUAGGAUCCAGUAUACUGCAAGUAAGUGCCACUGAUCUAGAUGAGGGAAUCAAUGGAGAGGUGAAAUAUUUCCUUAAAAAAACAACUCUGUCUCAUUUUCCAAUGUUUGCCAUGAAUUCCACUACGGGUGAAAUUACUCUCACAGGCAACCUUGAUUAUGAGGAAUCCUCUUCGUAUGAAUUAGAGGUGCAGGCCAAAGAUGGGGGAGGUCUGAGUGACAGAUCGAAAGUCAUUAUCUUCAUUGGAGAUUUGAAUGACAAUGCACCCGUGCUAGCAGUUACCUUUGCCACCAAGGCCAUCCUCGAAAGCUCACCACCUGGAACAGUAAUAGCCAUAUUAAAUGUCCGAGACCAAGACGCAGGUGUCAAUGGGGAAAUUGCAUGUUCCAUCCCCAACAAUAUCCCUUUCCAGCUGAAGAAGUCAAUGGAGAACUUCUACAGUUUAGUGACAUGCAAUUCUCUUGACAGGGAACAGGCGACAGAGUUCAAGGUACCUGUCACAGUCACUGACCAUGGAAUUCCCCCUCUUUCAACAGCCACAGUAAUUGAGCUAAAUAUUUUAGAUGUAAAUGACAACCCACCCCUCUUUGAAGAAUCACAAUAUACUUUCUAUACUGCUGAGAAUAACCAAAGAGGUUGCCAGAUCUUUUCCUUAAAAGCAAAUGAUCCAGACUGGGAGGAGAAUGCCAGAAUAACGUAUUCCAUCAUCCAAGACAAGGCAAGCAGCUCCCUCCUCUCCUCCUACCUCUCCAUUAACUCUGAGACAGGCAUUGUUUAUGCGCUGCACUCCUUCGAUUAUGAAGAGGUUCGGGAGAUCAGCUUCCGGGUGAAGGCCCAGGACGGGGGCUCCCCACCGCUCAGCUCCAACGUCUCCGUGACCCUCUUCAUCCUGGACCAGAACGAGUGGAGAUCUGCGCAGCUGUUUGACUCGGGAAGCCUGAAAUUCCAUGGCGCCCCCGUCUCUCAGUUUGUUGGCAUUGACGGAGUCCAGGCCUUUCUUCAGUCGUAUUGCCAUGAGGUUUCUCUGACCACAGACUCCAGGAAAAGCCAGUUGAAUUCUUCCAAAGUAAACUCUUCAAAUACUUGUGGCAAUCAACUGAUGUGUGAAACAAAGGACCCUCUCCUAUCUGACAAUGAUUUAAAUUUGCAGAAUGGUUAUCUAGAUGGCAAUCAGAGCAUCUCGCUGCAGGUAUCUGAUGUCAAUGACAAUGCCCCAGCCUUUGAGAGAACUUCCUACAGCAUCUACGUGUCAGAGAACAACCCUUCAGGCACUUCCGUGUUCAGAAUCUCUGCCUCAGACCCGGACGUGGGCCAGAAUGCAAGGAUCACGUACUCCAUCCUCACCAGCACCAUCCAGGAGCUGCCCAUCUCGUCCUAUGUCUCCAUGAGUGCAGAGACGGGCACCAUCUACGCCCAGCGGUCCUUCGAUUACGAGCAGUUCCGGGAGUUCCAGCUGCAGGUGAAGGCCCAGGACGGCGGCACUCCCCCACUCAGCAGCAACAUCUCUGUGCGUGUGUUCGUGCUGGAUCGCAAUGACAACAGCCCUCGCAUCCUGUCCCCCUCCCAGGAGGCCCCGGAUAAUAGUUCUGUGGCUUUCCCAGCCAAUGGGGAAAAUAAUUUAAAUUCAGAAAUGGAGAAUGAUGAGAAGAGCCGGAUGGACAGAUGGGAAGGAGAGGACGGCCGGGCGCUGGCCAGGCAAGUACUGCUUCUCUCGCUGCUGCCGCUCUCCUGCUGGGCUGCCUCGGAGCAGGUCCGCUAUUCCAUCCCGGAGGAAAUGGAAAAGGGCUCCGUGGUGGGCAGCCUGGCCAAGGACCUGGGGCUGAAUGCCAGGGAGCUGGCAAAGCGCAAUCUGCAUGCUGUCCCCGUGACAAAACUGCAGUAUUUUAGCAUCAGUGGCGAAAAUGGGAACCUCUGCGUGAACGAGAGGAUCGACAGGGAGGAAAUCUGUGCCACGGCACCACACUGCCUAGUUACGUUAGAAGUGAUGGUUGAAAACCCCCUGGAUAUCUUCCAUGUAACUGUAGCGAUUGAGGACAUCAAUGACAAUGCACCCCAGUUCUUCAAUGGCAACAUCAACCUGGAGACAAGCGAAGUUACUUCACCAGGCACUCGAUUUCUGCUUGGGAAAGCAGACGAUCCGGAUAUUGGGAUGAAUUCUGUCCAGGACUACCAGCUCAGCCCCAAUCAGUACUUCACUCUGGAUGUUAAAAAGAGCCAGGAUGCAAAUACAUUUGCAGACUUGGUGCUGCAGAAACCCCUCGAUCGAGAAAGUGAGCAGACCCUUCAUUUGAUUCUUACAGCUUUGGAUGGGGGGGAACCACGGAAAACUGGGACUGCCCAGAUCUGGAUCAAUGUCACUGAUGCCAACGACAACCCACCCAUCUUCAGCCAAGAGGUUUACACAGUCAAUCUCAGGGAAAAUGCUCCUGUUGGGUCGCAGGUGCUCCAGCUUGUGGCCACUGAUAAUGAUGAUGGGUCAUAUGCCCAAAUCAGGUAUCACUUCAGCAACAUCCCAGCAAAUGCCCAACAAAAUUUCAGGAUUGAUCCAAUCAGUGGCACAAUUACUCUGAUGGGAGACUUGGAUUAUGAGGAAACAAAAGCAUAUGCUAUGACAGUCGCAGCAAAAGAUGGGGGUGGAUUGGUGACACAUGUCAAGGUUGAAAUAAAGAUUCUUGAUGAGAACGAUAACUACCCAGAGGUGAUUCUUACUUCCUUGUUCAGUCCAGUUCCAGAAGAUUCCCUGCCUGGGACCUUAAUUGCCCUUAUUAAUGUAAAUGAUAAAGAUGCUGGUGACAGUGGAAAGGUUGCUUGCAGUUUACGACAAGAUUUACCCUUCAAAAUUAUUCGCAUGUCUAACAAUUACUAUAAGUUGCUGUCAGACGGUCCCCUGGACAGAGAACGGACUCCAGAAUAUAAUAUUACAGUCACAGCCUCGGACACAGGGUCUCCCCCUCUCUCCACAUACAAGAGCAUCUUGCUGCAGGUGUCCGAUGUCAAUGACAAUGCCCCGGCCUUUGAGAGACCUUCCUACAGCAUCUAUGUGCCGGAGAACAACCCUUCGGGCACCUCUGUGUUCAGAGUCUCCGCCUCAGACCCGGACAUGGGCCAGAACGCGAGGAUCACUGCAGUGUUUUUAGAAAUGGAACUUAAAGUCCUUGGUUAG